AUGUCAACUAGAGCAGAUGUCAAGGAUACAGUGGGAGACAUUUCCAAUGAUGACAAUUUAAACAUGGCUCAAAAGCAAACCUCCAGGAAAGGCUUUUGUUCAGUCAGACAUGGACUGGCCCUCAUCUUGCAGCUCUGUAAUUUUUCGAUUUGCACCCAACAAAUGAACUUGAGCAUUGCCAUCACAGCUAUGGUGAACAACACAGCCUCAACCGGCCAGCCCAAUGCCUCCACAGAAAGGACCCUCACUGACCCCCAGGGCUACUGGAAUGAAACUCUGGAGGAAUUUAGGGCACUGGCCCCUGCUUAUGACUGGAGUCCUGAAAUCCAGGGAAUCCUCCUCAGCUCCCUCAACUAUGGCUCAUUCUUGGCUCCAAUCCCCAGUGGUUAUUUGACUGGAAAAUUUCAAGCCAAGUACAUGGUUGGUACUGGCUUGUUUAUUUCCUCAUUCCUGAACCUCUUCAUUCCACUUGGAGCUGAUGCUGGAGUGGCCUUGCUCAUUGUCCUUCGGAUUGUCCAAGGCAUAGCCCAGGUUAUGGUAUUAACAUGUCAGUAUUCAAUCUGGGUCAAAUGGGCUCCCCCACAGGAAAGGAGUCAACUCACCUCCAUUGCUGGAUCAGGGUCAAUGCUGGGGUCCUUCAUCAUCCUCAUUGUUGGUGGUCUCCUCUGCCAGACCAUAGGAUGGCCUUAUGUCUUCUAUAUCUUUGGUGGAAUUGGUUGUGCCUGUUGUCUCCUCUGGUUUCCUCUAGUUUAUGAUGACCCUGUGAAACAUCCCUUUAUCAGCCCUGGUGAGAAGAGAUACAUAGUGUGUUCACUGGCCCAGCAGGACCGUUCACCAGGCUGGUCUCUUCCUAUUAAGGAUAUGAUCAAAUCCCUACCACUUUGGGCCAUUUUAGUCUCUUAUUUCUGUGAAUACUGGCUUUUCUAUAUUGUGAUGGCAUACACACCAACAUACAUCAGCUCUGUACUUCAGGCCAACCUCAGAGAUAGUGGGAUCCUAUCAGCCCUGCCAUUUGCUGCUGGCUGUAUCUGCAUUAUCCUUGGAGGUCUAUUGGCAGACUUUCUACUCUCAAGGAAAAUCCUCAGACUCAUCACCAUCAGGAAGCUCUUCACUGCCAUAGGGGUUCUCUUCCCAUCUGCGAUCCUUGUGUCUCUGCCCUGGGUCAGAUCCAGCCACAGCACCACCAUAGUCUUCUUGGUACUGUCUUCUACCAUCAGCAGCCUCUGUGAAGCAGGAGCCCUUAUUAACUUCUUGGAUAUUGCUCCUCGGUACGCUGGCUUUCUAAGGGGACUAUUGCAAGUCUUUUCACACAUAGCAGGAGCCAUCUCUCCCACUAUUGCUGGAUUUUUCAUCAGUCAGGAUUCAGAGUUUGGUUGGAGAAAUGUCUUCUUGCUUUCGGCUGCUGUUAACAUCUUGGGCCUGGCCUUCUACCUCAUCUUUGGCCAAGCAGACGUGCAGGAGUGGGCUAAAGAGCAGACAUUCACCCACCUCUGA
Molecule: messenger RNA, 1494 nt
Organism: Galeopterus variegatus (Sunda flying lemur)
Lineage: Eukaryota; Metazoa; Chordata; Mammalia; Dermoptera; Cynocephalidae
Gene: SLC17A4
Product: solute carrier family 17, member 4
Exons: 11
Coding region: 1-1494 (497 amino acids)
Biological process (GO): transmembrane transport; monoatomic anion transport
Molecular function (GO): transmembrane transporter activity
Source: RefSeq, a predicted model, not a curated record